AUGUCUCGCACAGCAGCGCCAACCGGCGCGAAGACGCGCCUCAUGAGCGAGAUGAGGGCGCUACGGAAGGAGACUUGGAUUCAUUUUGAAGAUGAUGACGAAGACAACAACAUCCUCAAGUGGCAUUUCGCCCUUAUGGUCAUCAAUUCCGACAGCCCUUUCAACGGCGGCUAUUUCAAGGCCGAGAUGAUCUUCACCGACGAGUACCCGUACCAACCGCCCAAGUUCCGCUUCCUAAUUCCUAUUACCCACCCCAACAUCUAUCCCGACGGCCAGCUCUGCAUCUCGAUCCUGCACAAGCCCGGGGAGGACAUUACAUCGGGCGAAGAGGCGAGCGAGAGGUGGUCGCCGCUCCAGGGUGCCGAGAGCGUACUCCGCUCCGUGCUGCUGCUGCUCGACGACCCCGAGAUCAACUCCCCCGCCAACGUCGACGCCGGCGUCAUGUACCGCGACCGCCGCAGCGAAUACCUCGAAAAAGCCACCGAGACUGUCGCGCGGUCCAAGAAGGACGUCCCUGCCGAUUUUGAGAUGCCCACGAGCUUCGUUGAAGCGCCUCCGCCGAAGCAAGACGACGAUGCGGAUUUCUGGGCCGGAAGCUCGGACGAAGAGUUUGACUUCGGAGGAAGUGAUACUGGGGAGGACGACGAGAUGGAGUUUGACGACGAUGAAGGGGAGGCUGAGGGCAGCGACGAGGAUGAGGAUGACAAGUGA
This is a messenger RNA of Chaetomium fimeti, 711 nucleotides long. RefSeq names its product ubiquitin-conjugating enzyme/RWD-like protein. Lineage: Eukaryota; Fungi; Ascomycota; Sordariomycetes; Sordariales; Chaetomiaceae. The transcript is spliced from 2 exons. Gene Ontology annotation, molecular function: ubiquitin conjugating enzyme activity. The record is from RefSeq and is a predicted model, not a curated record. The coding region runs from base 1 to 711 and encodes 236 amino acids. Gene Ontology annotation, biological process: ubiquitin-dependent protein catabolic process; protein polyubiquitination.